GUCCGUCACGAGCGCAGGGCGGGGCUCGAGGGCCAGGCGCUCUCCCCACGGUCCUGCCCGGCCGGAAGUGAAGGCGCGGGUUUGGCCGAGGGCUCCUGAGAGGCCCCUGCCCGUAUGGCAGCAGUAGUCCUAGGGGCAGACACCAUGGGCCCCGAGCGUAUCUUCCCCAAUCAGACUGAGGACCUGGGACCGCAUCAGGGCCCCACAGAAGGCACCGGGGACUGGAGCAGUGAGCCCGAGGAAGAGCAGGAGGAGGCUGGGGCAGGCCCAGCCGACUACUCCUACCAGCCCCUGAACCAAGAUCCAGAACAAGAGGAGGUGGAGCUGGCGCCGGUGGGAGACACCGAGGACACAGUUGCUGACAUCCAGGACCGCAUCCAGGCUCUGGGCCUUCAUUUGCCAGACCCCCCAUUAGAGAGUGAGGAUGAAGAGGAGGAGGGAGCCACAGCGCUGGGCAACCAUAGCUCCAUUCCCAUGGACCCAGAACACGUGGAGCUGGUGAAGAGGACAAUGGCUGCCGUGAGCCUGCCUGCGCCCGGGGUUCCUGCGUGGGCUCAGGAGAUCUCUGAUGCCCAGUGGGAAGACAUGGUCCAAAAAGCUCUCCAGGCCCGGCAGGCAUCCCCUGCCUGGAAGUGAAGGCCGCCGCGAGAGGCACAUAUUCCACGUUCCAAGCUGGAGCCAGUGAUGGGACUGAACACAUCCUCUUUCUCCUUCGCCUCCCUCUCCACAUCAGCGCAGAUGAGACUUCUCAGAGACCCACUUUAUUCAAUGCUGUACAUAUGGGGAUGUUGGCCCAAGCCCCACCGACCUUGGCCUGUAGUACUCUGUGGAGAAUAAAGCACCCUAUGUACACA
Molecule: messenger RNA, 854 nt
Organism: Ochotona curzoniae (black-lipped pika)
Lineage: Eukaryota; Metazoa; Chordata; Mammalia; Lagomorpha; Ochotonidae
Gene: MEA1
Product: male-enhanced antigen 1
Exons: 4
Coding region: 115-636 (173 amino acids)
Biological process (GO): spermatogenesis
Source: RefSeq, a predicted model, not a curated record